Molecule: messenger RNA, 927 nt
Organism: Vombatus ursinus (common wombat)
Lineage: Eukaryota; Metazoa; Chordata; Mammalia; Diprotodontia; Vombatidae
Product: olfactory receptor 10V1
Exons: 1
Coding region: 1-927 (308 amino acids)
Biological process (GO): G protein-coupled receptor signaling pathway
Cellular component (GO): membrane
Molecular function (GO): olfactory receptor activity; G protein-coupled receptor activity
Source: RefSeq, a predicted model, not a curated record
AUGGAAAAUCAAACAGAGAUGAUCUGGUUCUUCUUCCGCCCAUUCUCGCCUCAUUUUCAGGUACAGAUGUUGAUUUUUGUGGCCUUCUUGGCUAUGUACCUGAUUAGCUUCACUGGAAAUGCCGCCAUUGUGCUUAUGGUCCAGGCCAACCACUCACUCCACACUCCUAUGUACUUCUUUCUGGCCAAUCUGGCAGUUCUAGAGAUGUUUUAUACUUCAGCUAUUGCGCCAUUGGCCUUGGCCAACCUCCUGUCAAUGGGGAAAACCCCAAUUUCUCUCCCUGGGUGUGGCACACAGAUGUUCUUCUUUGUCUUCUUGGGUGGCGCUGACUGUGUGCUGUUAGCUGUCAUGGCCUAUGACCGCUUCGUAGCCAUCUGUUACCCGCUGAGAUACACCCUCAUCAUGAGCUGGCAGCUGUGUAGGCAGCUGACGGUGGGAUCUCUGGUGCUAGGCUUCAUGCUGUCCCUGCCCCUGACGAUGUUGAUUUUCCGGCUCCCAUUCUGCCACAGUAAUGAGAUCUACCACUUCUACUGUGACAUGCCUGCAGUCAUGCGCCUGGCCUGCACAGAUACACGCACCCACGAGACUGCUUUGUACAUCAUCAGCUUCAUCGUCCUGAUGAUUCCCCUCGCGCUCAUCUCCAUCUCCUAUGUCUACAUUGUGGCAGCCAUCUUACGCAUCCGGUCAGCAGAAGGGCGCCGCAGAGCCUUCUCCACCUGUUCCUCCCAUAUCACCGUGGUCCUACUGCAGUACGGCUGUACUAGCUUCGUUUACUUGUCUCCUAGCUCCAGUUAUUCUCCCGAAAUGGGCCGAGUGGUAUCCGUGGUUUAUACCUUUAUCACGCCAAUCUUAAACCCUCUGAUUUACAGUAUGAGGAACAAGGAACUGAAAGAUGCCCUUCAGAGAGCCCUGGGGAAGCUGUUGUAG